Molecule: messenger RNA, 624 nt
Organism: Anastrepha obliqua
Lineage: Eukaryota; Metazoa; Arthropoda; Insecta; Diptera; Tephritidae
Product: kelch domain-containing protein 10 homolog
Exons: 3
Biological process (GO): positive regulation of stress-activated MAPK cascade
Molecular function (GO): protein binding
Source: RefSeq, a predicted model, not a curated record
CGCACCGGCUAUCCAUUUGGUGAAUCUUGCUCAAACGACUGUUAUAUAUAUCAAACAACAGGUAAAAAACCGAGUGUUAAGCGAAUAGAGGCUACUGGUGAUGCGCCAAUUCCGCAAUAUGGACCGGGAAUAGUUUUACACGAACAUUAUUUAUAUACGAUUGGGGGAACAACUGGCUAUGACUACUCUUGUGAUGUGCAUCGCUUAAAUUUGCGCACACGAGUGUGGGAAUGCGUAUAUAUCUGUCGUCCAGAUAUACGCGAAUGGGAGGAUGAGGGUCGUUAUCGUCACGAAGUUGUCUACGAUGGGCAAUACAUAUAUGUGCUGGGUGGUGGUACAUCGAAUUCCUCUCUACCAAAAGCUUUGUACUUCCAUGUCGCAGCGCACAGUCAAAAUGGUUGUAUGUACAUAUUCGGUGGUAUUGAAUAUGAUGAAAAACGUAUACGACGGUGCAAUGACCUUUAUAAAAUGUGGAUGACCAUACCAUUAUUAAGUGAAAUUUGCUGGGAGGCAGUGUUACAUUACAGACCAAAUCUCAAAUUGAAUGGCCACUCACAGCUGCUUAACAUUGCGCUUUGCACAGAGAUUGUGGCAUUCUUCAAAAGCCAAAUGAUUAUACAAUAA